Aspergillus chevalieri is the source of this 2382-nucleotide messenger RNA. RefSeq names its product DnaJ and TPR domain protein. The record is from RefSeq and is a predicted model, not a curated record. The transcript has 3 exons. NCBI's taxonomy places the organism in Eukaryota, Fungi, Ascomycota, Eurotiomycetes, Eurotiales, Aspergillaceae. Bases 1 to 2382 code for a protein of 793 amino acids. Gene Ontology annotation, molecular function: protein binding.
AUGGUUCUCCCUCACUUCUUCUCACGAGACAAAUUCAAGGCCAAAGACAAGGGAAAAGACGAGAAGAAGAGCAAGAGCAAACCCAAGCAUACUGUUAUCCCUCCGGUGAAUCCUAUUAAACAACCUUCCUCUCCUCCGCCGGUGAAUCAUAUUCAACGCAAACCUCAUCCUCAACAGCCUACACCACAGGCUUCAGCUCCUCAACCACAACCUCAGUCUCAACCUCAGUCUCACCCGCAGUCUCGUCCCCCUCCAUACUCUCCUCCGCCACCACCUCCGAAAUCCUUUGAUCGAGCGACCAGUCUCCGUACCUCGUCGCCUCGCCACCCUCCGUCUUCUACCUCUGGUACGACUGCGACUGCGACUGCGGAACCUGAAAUACCCCCGCCGCCGCCGCUCCAUCGUCUUCCUCCCAGGCACAAGACCGUCUCUCAUCACGCUCACUCGCGUUCUCACAACUCCGCCUCCUCAGUCUCUCCGUCCGCUACUCCCUCGCCGGCGUCUUCCCCUCCUACGUCGACAUCGGCUACCUCUUCCCCCCGCCAUAGGUCGUCUCCCACUAAACCUACCGCCGCAUCUCGCUCUCAAUCUUUACACGCGCAUAGUCGUUCUUCCUCAUAUCCGCCUAAAAAAGCCCCUCCUCCUUCCUUUUCGUCCUCGAGGUUUAGCUUUUCGCCUCGUUCCUCGGCUUCCAAUCGCCACUCCCGACACCAGGAUAUUCAUCCGUUGAACCUUCCACCUGACGAGCUCCGUCGUCUGUCGGCUAUGGCUGCUGCCCGCGACGAAUCUGUAAACGCGAUGGACAUCGACAACAAGAACGGGGCCAAUGGCUCCGCAGGGAAGAGCCCUACUCCACCGCCGCACCGCUCUGGUGGUGAGGCGGAGUCGUUCAAGUUGGCCGGAAACAAGUUCUUCAAGGAGAAGAACUACAGCCGUGCCAUCGAGGAAUUCACAAAGGCCCUCGAAAUCGAACCCAACUCUCCCGUCUUCCUUUCGAAUCGUGCUGCUGCUUACAUGGCAGCAAAUCGUUUCCUCGAGGCCCUGGAAGAUGCUGAACGAGCCAAGCAGUUAGAUCCGGCAAACACCAAGGUCAUGUACCGUAUGGCUCGUAUCUUGACCAGCUUGGGUCGUCCCGCUGAGGCUCUGAAUGUUCUUUCGCAAAUCCAACCCCCUGCUUCGGCUGCCGAUCGUGCGCCCGCAGAGAAGAUGCUGCGUUUUAUUAGCCAGGCCGAAGAGAUUCUCACUCAGGACCGCGGUGUAUCUAUGAUGAUUUUCUGUCUCGACCAAGCCCGCCAGAUGCUCGGUGCCGGUGUCAAGGAGCCCCGGAAAUGGACCUUGCUCACCGCAGAGGCACAGUUGAAAAUGGCCAACGACAACGCAUAUGGCAAGGCACAGGAUAUUGCCAUCAACAUGCUUCGGGAGAACAACCAGGACCCCGAUGCUCUGCUCAUCCGCGCCCGGGCCUUCUACGGCAUGGGUGACACCGACCAGGCUCUCAAGUACCUCAAGAUUUGCCUGGGCUUGGACCCCGACAUGAAGAAGGCCAUGGUCAUGCUGCGUAUGGUGCAGAAACUGACCCGGACCAAGGAAGAAGGAAACGCCGCCUUCAAGGCCAAGGACUACCGCAAGGCCAUUGACCUCUGGUCGCAAGCCCUGUCCGUUGACUCGAAGAACAAGGACGUGAACUCCAAGAUUUUGCAGAACCGUGCCCAGGCAUACAUCAACCUGAAGGAGUAUGACAGCGCCGUCAACGACUGCAACGAAGCCCUGCAGCUCGACCCCGGGUACACCAAGGCCCAGAAGAUGCGUGCUAAGGCUCACGGUGCCUCUGGCAACUGGGAGAAGGCUCUCCAGGACUACAAGGCCGUUGCGGAAGUCAACCCAGGCGAGAAGGGCAUCCACGAGGAGAUCCGUCGUGCUGAGCUCGAGCUCAAGAAGGCCCAGCGCAAAGACUAUUACAAGAUCCUUGGCAUUGAGAAGGACGCCUCGGAACAGGAUAUAAAGAAGGCCUACCGUAAGCUGGCCGUCAGGUACCACCCUGACAAGAACCGUGACGGUGAGGCCGGUGAUGAGAAGUUCAAGGAGAUUGGUGAAGCCUAUGAGACCCUCAGCGAUCCUCAAAAACGUGCCUCCUAUGACAACGGUGACGACCUCAUCGACCCUGCUGACAUGUUUGGCGGUGGCAUGGGUGGCAUGGGCGGCAUGGGAGGAAUGGGCGGAAUGGGCGGAAUGGGAGGUAUGGGUGGUAUGGGGGGUACCCAUAUCAACAUCGACCCCAACAUCCUGUUCAACAUGAUGAACGGUGGUGGUGGUGGUGGAUUUGCCGGCGGCGGUUUCGGCGGUGGCCAGCCUCGUGGUGGAUUCGGUGGCUUCCCAUUCUAA